CAUGCUUCAUCGGGAGCGGCUGCGUUUCGAUCUCGGUAGUAUGUUCAGCGUGUGUCUUUGUGUAUUAUGCGUUGGUAACGAAUAUUUGUGACACCGAUCUUUGUCUCCGCGUUCGGCUCAUUGUUCCUUGCGGCCGUGUCCGAUCAGCAUCACGCAGCUCUCCUUCAUCGGGAUCCUGAAAUGAGCAACCGCAAAUAAAGGGGCUCGCGCCCUCCUGCUCGGAUCAUGGCAUGCGCCUCAUUAUGCACUUGCAUACGCGCGCCGCCGACGCUCGACAGCAGUAAACAUGGGGCUCAGGUCGAGAAAUGGCGCUAACGGCGCCCAGGACUCAUGCGAGCGGCGGAAAGACGCGGUGGCCGGUGAGCUCGAGACAUGCACGAGCCACGAGCGGGACGGCGCGCUGCUGCUCGCCACCUCGGCGCGGCAAGCGGAAUUUAAACGGGGCUCGCAGAACUUUGGCCUUUUGGCCAAAACGCCUAUAGGUUACACGCGGCCCGUGAAGAGGAACAACAUCCGGAAACGGCGCAUCCAGAAUCUCAUCUACGAUGCACUCGAGAGACCCCGGGGAUGGGCGCUGCUCUACCACGCGUUUGUGUUUUUGAUAGUUCUGGCGUGUCUUAUUUUGGCGAUUCUAACAACAUUUAAAGAAUACGAGGAUGACUCAGGUCACUGGCUCGUGGUUCUGGAAACAUUUACUAUUUUUAUUUUUGGGAGCGAGUUUGUGCUGAGGAUCUGGGCAGCAGGAUGCCGCUGUCGAUAUAAGGGUUGGAGAGGACGUCUCAAAUUCGCUCGCAAACCACUGUGUAUACUGGAUAUCUUUGUGCUGAUAGCAUCAGUGCCAGUAGUUGCUUUGGGUAACCAGGGAAAUGUUUUGGCCACAUCUCUUCGGAGUCUGCGCUUUCUGCAGAUUCUGCGUAUGCUGCGCAUGGACCGGCGAGGUGGCACCUGGAAACUCCUGGGGUCUGCAAUAUAUGCUCACAGCAAGGAACUGAUCACCGCAUGGUACAUUGGAUUCCUGUCUCUUAUACUCUCCUCCUUCCUGGUCUACCUGGUGGAGAAGGAUGUUGUCUUGAUGACACUACCCAGUGAUGAAGAUGCCACAGCAACGCCUGCCCAGGACUUCGAUACAUAUGCUGAUGCACUGUGGUGGGGAUUGAUAACUUUGACAACCAUUGGAUAUGGUGAUAAGACACCAAAGACAUGGCCAGGACGUCUUCUUGCCGGGACCUUCACUUUGAUUGGUGUUUCAUUUUUUGCUUUGCCAGCAGGUAUUUUGGGUUCUGGUUUGGCUCUUAAAGUGCAGGAGCAGCACAGGCAGAAACAUUUUGAGAAACGCAGACACCCUGCAGCUGGACUCAUACAAUCAGCCUGGCGAUACUAUGCUACUAAUCCAGUCAGAGAAGAUCUUACAGCAACAUGGAGAUUCUAUGAAACAGUGAUCUCUCUGCCAUGCUUCAGAAAAGAAAAUCUGGAAGCAAUUGCAAGUCAGAAGCUGACUCUGCUGGAUCGUGUUCGGCUGCCCACGCCAAGGCCAUCUUCAGUGAGAGGUUGGCUUAUGAUGCCUUCUGGGAAUCCUGGGAGUGGAGCAGGGAAUGGUGGACCAACAGAGGCGGCUGAAGAGAGCCCGUCUAAAGAGGCAAAACCUGCUGGCUUCAGCAACAGAGAGAGAUUCAGGACUGCAUUCAGAAUGAAAGCCUACUCUCUGAGACAAAGUUCAGAGGAUGCGGCCGGGUUGCCAGACCCCACCCCUGAAGAAAAGGGCUUCCCGCCUGACAUCCUGAUGGAGGAGAUGAUUCCUACUCUUAAAUUAGUCAUCAGAGCACUCCGGAUUCUGAUAUUCCUGUUGAAUAAAAAGCGUUUUAAGGAGACCCUGAGGCCAUAUGAUGUAAAAGAUGUGAUAGAGCAGUACUCUGCAGGACACUUGGACAUGCUAUGCAGGAUCAAAUACCUCCAGUCAAGAGUAGAUUUGAUCUUUUCUCCCGGUCCACCUCUCACUCCAAAACAUAAAAAGCCCCAAAAAACACCUUUCCCCUAUCCAUCUCAACAGUCUCCCAGACAUGAGGCUUAUCUGACUAAAGCUGUCCUGCCAGAUACUGAAGACCAAAGUUUGAUGGGCAGAUUUGUGCGUGUAGAACGACAGGUGACAGACAUGGAGAAGAAACUUGACUUCUUGGUGGACAUGCACAUGCAGUACGACCUUACACCCCCUGCCCCCAUUACCAUGGAGCGCAGUGAUGUCACUGUCAGUAUCAGUGGAGAUCGAGUGUACUGCACCUAUGCCCCGCCUGUUCCCUACAGUCAGUACUACAUACACUCGCACACACUGUCACAAACAAACCCACCCCGCCCCACUGUCCUUCCCAUCAGCCCACUGCCAAGUCACUCACCUAACUCCCACUUUGAACUAUCUGAACGGCUGUAUUUGGACCAGAGGGCAGGCACACCACUGUCACUGCUGUCUGUCACACAUGAGGAGUUAGAGCGAUCACCCAGUGGCUUCAGCAUCUCUGCCGAGAGAGAGGAGAUCACAGGCAAUGGAUCAGGAGUCAUGGCAAGACUAAGUUGGGGUCAUGAGUGCCAAUAUUUAGCAGAGGGUGAGACAGAUACAGACACGGAACCUUUUACUCCAAGUGGACAGGCUCCACUGUCCUCUACUGGAGAUGUGUUCUCGACAGAGGAUUUGUGGAUCACCCCACCUUGAUCUCUCUCUCUUUCUUACACACAUACUCACACACAAAUUCAUAUGUAACCACAUAUACACAAAUGCAAAUGUAACAGUAUAUAGACUGUUUUUUUAAUUGCAGACUCUGUACAGCACACACGCAACACAAUAUCGUUAUUAAUGGAAUAUAUACAAAUAUAUAUCAACAUGCUUUACCGCUGCAAAGCUAGGAGCACUGCAUGGAAUGCAUGCGUUUUAUUGUUUGUCUUUAGUGGUAGACAUUGCACAAGUGCAGACCAAGAAGGACAUACAUUAAAUUGAAAAUUCUGGAAAAAAGAAAAGAAUGAAUGAAAGAAAGAAAGAAAAUCAAAUGCUAUGCCAUUUUUGUACACUUAUUUUUAUAUUUACAAUCAUCUGUUUUUCAUCAUAUGCAUGGACUGCAUGGCACUCACCUUUAGAGCAGUUAAUGGUCAUUAUAUUUUCCUAUUGUUUUGCACUAAUUUUAUGUUUCUUUUGAAAUGCAGAUUAUUUGUUAUAAAUUAAUUGGCUGUUGAAGGAAAUGUGUGUAACUAUGUCACAUCAUCAUCAUCAUCAUUACCAAGUGCACUUCCUUGGAUGUCUCGAGUACUUGUAUUGUGAAUUGGGGUGACUAGACCAGAGUCUCUCCAAUGCUGCUUUUUUCACAUUACUUUUGUCCAGCCACUCACUUUGGAAUCUGUACUGUGGUCAAAUGACUUUCAUAGCUUUCAUAACUGCCAGCUCAGAGAAUGUUAGUUCUGAAAUCCACAGUUAGCAUACUUAACCUUCAAGAAUAAUUUCAGGUUAUGGACACUGAGUGUGGUCACUUUUAGCCACUCUAUUCAUUUCUGGCUUAUAUUAUUAUAUGAUGAUACUUUGCCAGCUCUAGUGGGUGCCAAUCAGGGGCUGUCUGACCACCUCAAGUGGCUCCUUUCAUUCGUUUGUGGCAUGAAGAAGUCUUCCUGUAGAAACUACUUCAAAUGAUUUGUAAAAAGACAUUUUUAUGUACAAGUGCAUAAUACUCAGCUUCCCAACUCAAAAAGAUAGUCCUUUCAGUACCAUUAGCUCAUUAUUAAAAACUUAGCAUGUCACAUCGACUUUUUUGGACUUUAAUAAUAUGUAAUGGGAUGCAAAUAAGAAUAAGUUAUUGUAACCCCAUGUGAUUUUUAUGAGGUUUUCAUAUGAAUGUUUUUGACCCAUGGCUUAUUAUUAUUAUUAUUAUUAUUAUUAUUAUUAUUAUCCAACCAAAUUAUCUAAAUCAGGUUAACAACAAACUCCAGCCAUCUAAACAUCAGGUGUUUUUUCUCUUUGUCCAAAAAAAUGUAACCCUUGCUGCAAAUCUUAAAAAAAAAAUGUCAACAUGCUUUUUAUUUAUGUAAUAAAACUAUAUCAUCAUUCUGACAUAAUCAUGAAACCUAUGUGACCAAAUAUCAGUUUGGCGUUCAGAUCUUUAACAGGGCUGAAUACACCAAGCCAGGACAGUCUAACUUGGGCGUGAAGAGCCAUGUUUUAUAUAUUUCAACUUUGAUUGUUGAACUUUGUUGUAGUCUGCAUAGAAAGAUUUUUGGACUGCUGAGUCAUUAAUGCCCAACACUGAAAAUGUGCACUAAAAUACACACACAAAAAACUGGAAUGAUUCUGUUUUUGCUAUUCGCAGAAUUAAAUUAAACAACUGUGUCAAGUAUGAAAAGGAAAUCAAAAAUGACUCCUGAAUCUAUAUAGUUAUUUAUGUUUCUGUUAUGUACACAUAAGCUCACACUUUUUCAUGCAUGUUUGCUUGUGUAUGUGUAUGUUUGCUUGAAUGGAUUUUGAUAACUCAGACAUUGACCAUUGACUUAUGUACUGUAAACUCACAAACAGCCUGCCAUCACUGACUAAUGACUGCUAUUCAUUAUUUGUGCCUUGCCAUUUUGGAGUACAGGUUCCUUAUAGCCACAUAUUUUGUUUUUGGAUAAACCAGCCAAUCACCAAAAUGCUCUACAAAUUGUACUUUUUGUUUUACUAGGCCCCAGCCAAUUGCAAUUUGUUCUUUUUCUUUUUAACUUGCAAAUUAGAUGAGUUCACACUAGUGGCCUUCUGAGCUAUUCAUUCCAGGUUUUUAAAUAAUAAACUUUUUAUUUAUACCCUGGUCUUGACCAGUUUAAUAGAUUGACCUACAGAAACAAUGUGCAGAUGUCUUUAUUAAUUUUUUUAUGUUACA
Clarias gariepinus (North African catfish) is the source of this 4880-nucleotide messenger RNA. It is a transcript of the gene kcnq3, whose product is annotated as potassium voltage-gated channel, KQT-like subfamily, member 3. Gene Ontology annotation, cellular component: membrane. The record is from RefSeq and is a predicted model, not a curated record. Lineage: Eukaryota; Metazoa; Chordata; Actinopteri; Siluriformes; Clariidae. Bases 287 to 2701 code for a protein of 804 amino acids. Gene Ontology annotation, biological process: transmembrane transport; potassium ion transport. The transcript is spliced from 16 exons. Gene Ontology annotation, molecular function: voltage-gated potassium channel activity.